AUGAAUUCUCCCAAUGUUGCACGCUGGCAGGUCCUAGCGACCCCAAAAAAGCUCCUGGUGUCCUGCGUUUUGGGCCUCUUCUUCUUUGCCAUCGGGAUGGACCUCCGAGCUGAGCUCGGAGCUGGACACAACCAGAAGAAGAUGCUGAAGCGCGACACCACCAGCUCCGGAGAUGCUGCUAUCUGGCAGCCGGCCGCCGGAGUCAAAUGGCAGAUCCAGCUAAUUGAUGCCGUCGAAGACACCUCCGUGGAUGCCGACAUCUGGGAUAUCGACCUUUUCGACAACACCGCCGAAACUAUCUCCACUCUCCAGAGCAAAGGCCACAAGGUCAUCUGCUACUUCUCCGCCGGAACAUACGAAGACUGGCGUCCGGAUGUCAGCAAGUUCGACCCCGCCGACUUCGGCAGCAACCUGGACGAGUGGCCAGGCGAGCGCUGGCUAAAUAUCAAGUCCGCCAGCAUUCGCUCAAUCAUGGCAUCUCGUCUGGACAUGGCAAAGCAGAAGGGCUGCGAUGGUGUGGACCCCGACAAUAUUGAUGCGUAUGGCAAUGAAAAUGGUCUCGGUCUGACCGAGGCCGACUCGAUUGACUUUUUGACGUUCCUUGCGGCGGAGUCUCACUCUCGUGGCAUGUCUAUCGGGCUGAAGAAUGGUGGUGAUAUCAUUGGUUCUGUCAUUGAUAAGAUGCAAUGGUCCGUCAAUGAGCAGUGUGCUCAGUAUGAUGAAUGUGAUGUCUAUGCUGCCUUCACGGAAGUCAACAAGCCUGUUUUCCACAUUGAGUAUUCUGGUCAAACUAUCGAGUCCGACAGUUCUCCUAAGUCUUCUGAUACCAUCGAUACUGAGAUCAGUAUUACCACUAAUACCACAACCGAUACCGACAGUGAUGAUACCAUCACUGGCACACCUGCCCCUGCUUCCACUUCUUCUUCCACUGCCCCUGCUCCUGAGACCAACAGCACCGAUAAUACCACUGACGCGGAUGACACUGAUGAUGUGGAUUACGAAGAGGACGAGGACGAGGACGAGGAGGAAGAGCAAGAGGAGGACGAGGACGAGGACGAGGAGGAAGAGCAAGAGGAGGACGAGGACGAGGACGAGGAAGAAUAUCAUCAUGAUAUCAUGAAUGAUAAAGAAGACAAAAGAGCUAAAGACAUCAAAGAUGAUGUGCGCCCAAGUGGCAAUCAUGAGCACAGACAAGGACAUGGUCAUCAUAAACUCCGAGCUCGAGCCGUCCUUUCAUCUGCAUUGAAGACAUCCGCCUGCAACGCGGCCAGUGCCGACAAGUUCUCCACUGUUAUCAAGAACAUGAACCUCGAUGCCUGGGUUGAAUACUGCUAG
Molecule: messenger RNA, 1335 nt
Organism: Penicillium paradoxum
Lineage: Eukaryota; Fungi; Ascomycota; Eurotiomycetes; Eurotiales; Aspergillaceae
Product: endo alpha-1,4 polygalactosaminidase
Exons: 1
Coding region: 1-1335 (444 amino acids)
Source: RefSeq, a predicted model, not a curated record